Messenger RNA from Carcharodon carcharias (great white shark), 4740 nucleotides. It is a transcript of the gene smarcd1, whose product is annotated as SWI/SNF related, matrix associated, actin dependent regulator of chromatin, subfamily d, member 1. The record is from RefSeq and is a predicted model, not a curated record. Gene Ontology annotation, cellular component: SWI/SNF complex; nucleus. The coding region runs from base 62 to 1609 and encodes 515 amino acids. Gene Ontology annotation, biological process: regulation of transcription by RNA polymerase II. NCBI's taxonomy places the organism in Eukaryota, Metazoa, Chordata, Chondrichthyes, Lamniformes, Lamnidae. The transcript is spliced from 13 exons.
AUAGGCCGCGUACCGGAAGCAGUGCCGUGGGUUUCCGGUGCGUGUGUCUGCCUGCUGGAAGAUGGCGGCGCGAGGGUUCCAGACAAUGAGCCCGGGUGCGGCGGCUGCUGCCGCUAUGGCAGCGGGUCCUGGGCCUGGACAAGGACAGGGGCAGGGACAGGCCCCAGGCAGGAUAGCAGGCGCUCAGCAGCAGAACAUGUUCCGCUCGGCCAUGCCGGGUCAGGGAUACCCGCGGCCAGGGAUGCCUCCAGGCAGCCGCAUGCCACCUCAAGGUGCUUCAAUGGGUCCGCCGGGUCCUUCGUAUGGUGGGAGUCCGGCAGUGCGACCAGGCAUGCCUCAGUCGAUGAUGGACCAGUCUCGCAAACGGCCAGCUCCUCAGCAGAUUCAACAGGUGCAGCAACAAGCAGCCCAGAACCGCAAUCACAAUGCGAAGAAGAAGAAAAUGGCAGAUAAAAUUCUACCUCAGAGGAUUCGGGAGCUUGUGCCAGAGUCUCAAGCCUACAUGGAUUUGCUGGCAUUUGAGAGGAAGCUCGACCAGACUAUAAUGAGAAAACGCCUGGACAUUCAGGAAGCAUUGAAAAGGCCAAUAAAGCAAAAGCGAAAGCUUCGUAUAUUUAUUUCUAAUACAUUCAACCCCGCAAAACCUGACGCAGAAGAUGGAGAAGGAACUGUGGCAUCCUGGGAGCUUCGGGUAGAAGGCAGGCUUCUCGAAGAUUCUGCUGUAUCGAAGUAUGAUGCUACUAAACAGAAGCGGAAGUUUUCCUCAUUCUUCAAAUCCCUUGUGAUUGAGCUGGAUAAGGACCUCUAUGGGCCUGACAACCACCUGGUUGAGUGGCACAGAACAGCCACAACCCAAGAGACUGAUGGCUUCCAGGUGAAAAGACCAGGAGAUGUGAACGUGCGCUGCACAGUGUUGCUGAUGCUGGAUUACCAGCCACCCCAGUUUAAACUGGAUCCCCGACUGGCACGUCUGCUGGGCAUCCACACUCAGACUAGGCCUGUGAUCAUCCAGGCUCUCUGGCAGUACAUUAAAACUCACAAGCUGCAGGACUCCCAUGAGCGGGAGUUCAUCAACUGUGACAAAUACCUCCAGCAGAUCUUUGAGUGUCAGCGAAUGAAGUUCUCAGAAAUUCCUCAGAGACUACAUGCUCUGCUGAUGCCACCUGAGCCCAUCAUCAUCAACCAUAUUAUCAGUGUGGACCCAAAUGAUCAGAAGAAGACUGCUUGUUACGAUAUUGAUGUAGAAGUGGAUGACACACUAAAGACUCAGAUGAAUUCCUUUCUUCUUUCUACUGCUAGCCAGCAGGAAAUUGCUGCUCUUGAUAAUAAGAUCCAUGAAACAAUAGAGACCAUUAACCAACUCAAGACACAGAGGGAGUUCAUGCUGAGUUUUGCCAGAGAUCCACAGGGCUUCAUCAAUGACUGGCUGCAGUCCCAGUGUCGUGACCUGAAGUCUAUGACUGAUGUGGUAGGAAACCCGGAGGAGGAGCGCAGAGCAGAGUUCUACUUCCAGCCCUGGGCUCAAGAAGCUGUCUGCAGAUACUUCUAUUCUAAGGUGCAGCAGAGAAGACAGGAGCUCGAACAAGCCCUCGGCAUCCGUAAUACAUAAGAGAUCUGUGUGGCCUCGUCCCAUGAGUGGCAACAGGUUGACACGAGAUGUCUGGGUUCAAGGUUGAACGCAGUUUUAUAAGUGCACAAAGAUUUCCGUUACAGUGUACAAACUGUAAAACUACAUGCAUCACUUGCACAAAAUAAAUCACCGCAUAGCCCUUGUACUCCUGAAGUGUUCUUUGCUACCUUUUAGUACAACUGACACGUUCCCUUUAUAAAACAGCAUAGGAUUAGAAAAUAAAGUUAGCUUAUAUCGGCAUUUGGGGAAGUAUAAGCCACACGUGGUGACCUCAGUAACUAUGUAAAAUGGUAUAUAAAUGACCUAGUCGUACUAUUAAUAGUGACACAUUAGCAAAAUAGAUCUCUGACAGAUUUAAUGUUAUACUUGCUUACUUUGCUGCAUUUUUUUUGUAAGUGGCUUUGUGUUGAAAGUGGCAAGUAUUUUGACCACAAACUGUGAUUCCAGCUACCUUCUUCAACAUAUGCUUCUUUUUAGCAAUGGCGUGUUCCUUAAUACCAGUGAGCCAGUGGUAUACUUGCAGCAGUAUUGGUACCUGCAUGAAAACGGGUCAGCGCUUCUUUACCCCUUCAUGUCAGGGCUAAAUUAUGCCACUUGCCAACUGUUAGGGGGCCAUGCUAGGUUGCAGCAUUUAAAAAUCCAAAAAAUCACUAGCUUGCAAGUAACAUAGACUUAUUAAUCCUUCGACCUCCAAUGUAUUCUUCCUCGGUCUUGUUUAUUCUGAAGGCGGAUUCUAAUUUAGACCGAAAGAUUUCUUUCCUAGUUUCAUUUUCUCUGGUUUGAAUUUCAUCUCGUUAGUAUUUGACAAGUAAGAAGUUACACGAGUUUAAAAUAAGUUUUACUCUCAAAUUAAUGAAUGACUUUAAAAAUCACUCCAGUGCUGCUUUAUACAACUGGGUCGAAUGUAUUUUGUGUUUUUCUUUAUUCCUCCUGACUCCUAUCAGAAGUUUCAAGGCCAGAAAUGAAGGGAUAAUUUUGUCUGGCUUUAGAUAAGAAAGCUGUUGUGUACAACUCCAAUCUAAAGGUGGCCAUCUAGCUAUAGUUGCUUUAUCUGAUGCAUUGAUAAAGGUAUUGCAUACGAUCCCUUGUUCAUAUAUCGUUCAAUUCUUUAAUUUAAAGAUUUGUGUGUGCUGUACCCUAAACAUCACCCUUAUGCUUUGCAUUAGUCUUAAUAGAACUCAGUACAAUUCUACUGAAUGGUCGUGGUAAUUGUGACAAGCUGGUGAUGUUAAGGAACUUUUCAAAGCACACUUCAAUCUUAAUUAAGGCACUAAAUGGUCAGUCAACUUUUGUCCUUGCCAUGUAACCUUUUACCUCUGUGCACAUGUAUGUAAGUCCAUGUAGCAGUGAUUGAAGCCUAAUCCGAUAGUUGUACAAACUGCAACAGUUGGACUAAGUUUUGGAAGAGCGCAGCUUCAUAGGAGUCAAUAUUUUGUAGUGAUUUAAAAGUUAAUUAGUUUGAAAAAGUGAAGGGAUGACAAACUGAUACACAACCAUUCUUGGUCUUUGCAGCAACAUUGUAGCAGCUUAUGCUGAUCCAUGUGUGAUCCCUCUUUCAUGUGAGCCACAUGCUAUUGUAUUAGCCAAGUUUAACUUUGUGACAUUGAAAUAAGUUUCUUCACUUAAGCCCAUUAUAACUCAAUUCUACCAUUCAACUUGGAAAGAGUUGAUGCCAUCCCCCAAAGUUGGAUAAACCGGGUUUCCGCAGCUUGCUAUUUAGAAGAAAUGAAGUGCAAGGAUAAAUUGUACAAAUCCCCAAAGUUUGAACAAAUGGAUGUGUGCACUUUGACAUUUAAUUUUCAGCGAUCGAUCGUGCACUAUCCACCUUAGCAGACGGCACUCUAAUGUCCUUUGUAGCUGCAUAGCCGAUUGACAUUUAUUAUCCUACUCUCAGAUAGAGUGACUAGCUGAGUGAGAUACUGGAAGGUGAAUGGUGCCAGGAGGUGGCUGAAAAAAGUGGAUCUAAAUUUUAAAAGAGUGAUUUGUGCAGGAAAUCAAAAUGGGAAUGGGACAGAGUUGUUCUACCUUCCCAUGACACCCGGUGUUUUAUUUUUGCACUGUAAGCUGAAAAGCCCACACGUUUUUAAUCCUUGUUGAUCUGGCUGCCGUCUUAGAAGUUUCUUCAUUUUAAAAUCCAUAUCCCAAGUGAAUUAUUCAUCCCCGUCCCCCCCAAGAGAAUCUUUUUGUUUCAAAUAAAAAUGUCCCUAAUGCCGAGGUGCCUCAGUGGGUAAGCGUACCCUAUGAUAUGAUACUUAAGCCAUGCAUGAACAGGGAAGUCCCAAGUUCACUUGGUAAUUUGCUCUGAGUUGGCCAGUUUUAGCUGGGACAGGAUUGGGGUCUGACAAUUGGCCUCAGGCUGGAGAGUGAAAAGAAUUAGCCAGAGUUCCCACUCCUAAUCACUGCCUGGCCACUUCAGGAAAGUGCACAAGUGUGGAUAUCCACCAUAGACCCAACAAUUCUUGUGGUUCUCCAUCAUUGUUCAGCAUCUAGGCUGGCUUGUGGGUAGUUGCUUUGAGCAAGUUUGGGGGAUGAGGGGGAGUGGGGGAGAUUGCCACUCCUCAUGAAACCAUAAGAUUAGGAGAUGAAUGGUUUGGAGGAGGCAGAUCUUCUAAAAUGUCAUUGGGUGGAAUAUGAGAGCAAUAGCAAAUGGCUUUCUCCAUCAGUAAUUGACAGCUGAGCUUUACACCUGAAAAUAGAUCAGUUACAUUUCCUGUGACUUUAAAAAUUGUACUGCUAUUAAAUGCAUAAGCUGAAGCCACUUAUCUAACGUUUGAAGUGGUCGCUGUGUGUUUAAUAGCAUAAGCUUGAUCUGUAUUGCCAGGUGAUCUCGGGGUCUAUUUUAUUCCAGGUCGCCACCUCUCCCAAAUGUGGAAGAAACAUUGUGAAGGUAAUUGGGUUUCAAGCUCUUCCUUGCCUUCUCUUUCCAAGUAUGGUAUGACUGUGGUUAGGAUGGGAGUAGUCACUAACAGAUGCUGUAUUUAGACAGUUGAACCUCUGCAGUUAUUGCUGCAAUAAACUGUAUUUUUACUGAGUAGUAUUUUGAGGGACCAGACUUUUGUACUGUACGCUUGAAUGUGUCACUCAGUUUUAAUAAAACCUUCAAUACAGAA